Condylostylus longicornis is the source of this 2385-nucleotide messenger RNA. Its product is annotated as protein lin-9 homolog. The transcript is spliced from 2 exons. Gene Ontology annotation, biological process: regulation of cell cycle; DNA-templated transcription; regulation of transcription by RNA polymerase II. Gene Ontology annotation, molecular function: DNA binding. Lineage: Eukaryota; Metazoa; Arthropoda; Insecta; Diptera; Dolichopodidae. The record is from RefSeq and is a predicted model, not a curated record. Gene Ontology annotation, cellular component: transcription repressor complex; nucleoplasm. The coding region runs from base 207 to 2135 and encodes 642 amino acids.
AUGGUUUGAAAAAAAUUAUUAUGUAUUUAUUUGUGCAUUUUAAAAAAAUUUUUAAAAAUAAUUGAUGAUAAAUAGCUAUUUGAAUUAAAUUAAUAAUAAAUAAAGUUUCCAUCAAAAAACAUUUUACACAAAUUUUGAUGUAAUCAUAGUAUAUUAAAGAAAUAUAAAAAUUUAAAAAAUAGUGCGCGUAACAAUAAAUUCAAAAAAUGUCUGAGAGUUUAGAAACACCAAAUAAGAAAAAAAUGAAAGAGGAUUUUAUGGACACAAGUGAAGAAUUUGAGGAGCCACCAACAUUUAGCCCUGCUGCCUUGGGACUUCAUCGUGUAGGUACUGUGCCACCACCAAAAACCCAGCCUGUGCAACCAAUCCAAAUUUUAAAUGCUCGUGGAAUGCCUGCCAGAAUUCGUAAACGAAAUAAAUUAUUUUUUGACGAUGAUAUCAUAAAUGAUACACGACAAUUAAGAGCUGUUAGCAAUUCACCUAAAAAAGCAUCCAAACCUAAUUCUCCAAUGAAGACUCCAACAAAAGUGUUGGAAAAGAGAAGGGGAGUGGUUUCCCGUUAUAUGAAAUCAGAUAAAGAAGAAAGUAAAGAAGAAUUACCUUCUCGCUCACAUUCGAAAUAUAGAAAGGCGCAGCAAUUUUUAAGUGAACAAAAAAUAAAAACUGAAUCGAAAACUCCAACUAAUAUUUCUGAAAGCAAAAUAAACACUACUCCCACUAAAGAUGUUCAAUCAAAAAGUGUUUUUAUUCCUGCAGAUAAAAAAGUUGGACAGCAAAUAGGGCUACGACUUAGAAAUUUGCUGAAAUUACCAAAAGCCCAUAAAUGGGUUAGUUAUGAAUGGUUCUAUUCUUAUAUAGAUAAACCGUUAUUUGAAGGAGAUAACGAUUUUCAGGUUUGUUUGAAAGAAGUUUUCCCUAAGCUUAAAACGCGAAUGCUCACUAGAACAGAAUGGUCAAAAAUUCGCUCAAUGAUGGGAAAAAUUCGCCGCUGCUCUCAAAGAUUUUUUGAUGAAGAAAGACGUGAAUUAGAGCGAAAGAGGCAAAAAAUACGACUGAUACAAAACAAAAAAACGUGUGAUGUUAAUUUUUAUAAAGAUUUGCCAAAUGAAAUUCCACUUCUUUUGCCUGUUGGAACAAAAGUCCAAGCUCGCCUACGUGCUCCACAAGAUGGGAUAUUUUACGGCGUUGUUGAUGCGGUGGAUUCUUUAACGUCUACAUAUCGUAUAACAUUUGAUCGUCCCAAUCUUGGAACGCAUUCCAUACCUGAUUUUGAAAUAAUUUCAGACGAUUUUAAUGAAACAAUAUCGUUAGCCAGUUUGUUAAAUCCUCGAGCACAAAGAAAUUAUAACGGAAAUUUAAUGAAUUCACCAUUGCGAACGAAAAACUCACUCAAUAAGAGUGACCCGUUGUUGGGUCAAGAAAUAGUUGGAGGUCAAUUUAGAAAUCCGGUUACUCAAACUGAAACAAUUGGAGGAUUUCCAGUUAAAUUACUAGAACUUUUAGUAAGGCUUAAAAAAACGUUGUUAAUAAAACAAUCAAAAUUGCAACGCUUACGUGAUAUGAAUGCUGAUGCCGAAAUUCAAAAAUCUAGAGGAGAAAAUUAUACAGAGGAUUUUCAAAGGCGUUAUGCAAGUAUUGUAAUAUCAAUGGAAAAGUUAAAUAAGGACAUGCAAGAAUAUUUAAACCAAGUUCAACAAUAUGCUGGUGAAUUGACAAAUGAUCCAAACCUACGUGCCAUGUUAGCUCCGACAUAUUUGCGUGAAAAAUGUAGAGAGGCGGCUGAUGAAGCUGUUACUAGAAAUAAUUCAAAUACAGUUCAAGAUGAAAACAUGUUAUCUCUGAUUACAAAACUUGCAACGAUACUGUUGGUAGCAUCGCAUUUAAAUAGUGAUGGCGGUCAACCCAAUACACAAGUCUUGCAGGUGUUUGAAGGUUGCAUUGAAGAAGUCAAAAACCAUUUAAAUACUGAAAAUAUCGAAAUUUUUCAAAAAUCUGUUCAAAUUCAUUUACAUCAUAUACGAUUGGGUCUUGGUCAAGUAAUAUUAAAUGAAAAUAAUAAUGUUACUAAUCAUAACAAUAAUGCAGAUCGAACGUUGACUAGUAUUUCAAAUAACGGGAUGUUACUCGAUAAUUAAAAAUUUUUACUAAAGUUAGAUAGCCAAGUUUUGACAUAUGCAAUUAAUUAAAAAAUAAUUUAUAGGUUUAAUUUUAAAAUGUAUUUGUAUUUCAAUAAUUCUAUAUUCAUUAUUUUCCUUGUUGUUUCUUCAAAUUUUUAUAAGUUUGACUUUAGAAGUUUUCAAAAAUAUUUAAAAUAAUUUUAUGUGUUGAACUAGUGUAAGUUACUUGAAUUUGUUUAUGAAGAUUCAAAAUCGAAAUAAAAAAAAU